Macrosiphum euphorbiae (potato aphid) is the source of this 3000-nucleotide messenger RNA. Lineage: Eukaryota; Metazoa; Arthropoda; Insecta; Hemiptera; Aphididae. The record is from the annotation of a GenBank genome assembly.
AUGGUCAUCAACAAUGGGGAGGAUGAGCUGAACCUGCGGCGAGGUGAUCGUGUAGGCGUUGUACGUGAGAGAAGCCAGCCAAUGCAAACGACAGAAGUUACAACGGUUCCGAUCACUGAAGAAAUGGUGCAACGUGGACCUUUGUUUUCACAGGAAGAGGUAAAUGAUCUUGUUACACUGUUGAAUAAAUACCGUUGCUGUUUUGCAUUCAACUUAGGCGAACUAGGUUGUACCACCGUAAUACAAAUGGACAUAGUGGAUGACGGUCAACCGGUUGUUUGUAAACCAUAUCGGGCAAGUGCUUCAGAGCGGGAUACUAUUAGCCGUAUUGUUCGAGAGUGGAAAGAUGCGGGUAUUGUCAAAGAAACUAGUUCUCCGUAUGCAUCCCCUGUGCUACUAGUCAGCAAAAAGGACGGCGACGCCAGACUAGUCGUAGAUUAUCGGAAAUUGAAUUCGCAGACGGUACGUAAAGUAUUUCCUACACCUAAUCUUGAUGAACAUUUAGAACGACUGCAGGGGGCAAAAAUGUUUACAACAUUGGACCUUGCGUCGGGUUAUUUGCAAGUACCGUUAUCAGAAUCUGCCAAAGAGAAAACUGCCUUUAUAACGCCUAGCGAGUCUGGCCAAUUUGAAAGGAUGGUGUUCGGACUAGUCAAUGCUCCAUAUGAGUUCUCUCGAUUGAUGCAACGUGUACUACAUCCACUGAAGGACAAAGUGGCCAUGUGGUACCUCGAUGAUAUUCUUGUGCCUUCUACGUCAAUACCAGAUAUGCUAAACCGAUUACAACAGGUACUAGAGGCAUUAAAAGGGGCGAAGCUAACACUAAAGUUGAGUAAGUGCUACUUUGGUUACCCGGAAGUAGCUUAUUUAGGUUUUAUGUUGUCAGAAAAGGGUGUGCGACCAGGUGAUCAAAAGAUAAUGGCAGUCAAGGCAUUUCCCAAACCAGUUAACAAACAUGAAGUUCGGAGAUUUCUUGGUCUAUGUGGAUUUUUCAGGAGGUUCAUACCUCAUUAUGCAGAAAAAGCUCUACCGAUUAGUGAACUGUUAAAAGACGGUGAGCCCUUCGUAUGGACUACUGCCCAGGAACAGUCAUUUCAAAUGUUAAAAGAACAUCUUGUGAGCCGGCCAGUUCUACAAUUAUUCAAUCCAACGGCAUAUACAGAGUUACAUUGCGAUGCCAGCAGUGUGGGAUUGAGUGGCAUGCUCCUACAGCGCGGUAGUGAUGAUAAACUCCAAUUAGUACAUGCAGUGUCAAAAAAGACAACCAGUGCAGAGAAAAAUUAUCAUUCCAGUAAGCAAGAGUUAAUGGCAAUGGUAUGGAGCAUGAAUCGACUCCGGCCAUAUCUGAUUGGUAUCCAGUUCCUGGUAGUGACAGACUGCCAAGCCAUAGUGCAUCUGAAUACACAGAAGACUGUACAACCUCAGGUGGCAAGGUGGGCUACUAUGCUCAGUGAAUUCAACUUCAACAUUAAACACCGCCCAGGUAGUAAGAUGGGACAUAUAGAUGCACUUAGCAGAGCUCCAAUCGACAGGCCCGUGGAUACUGAAGCAGAAGUGCUUGAUGAACAUCUAGAAGUACUGGAGAUUAUGAGCGAGGAAGACCAGGUAUUAACUAUGCAACGUGCAGACUCUAAACUUAGAAUGAUUGUGGACAUAUUGAGUCGUGAGGAGUCAGAGCGUUCAGUGGCUGAAGUAACCAUGGUAAGAUACUACACUAUUCAAAAUGGCAUGUUAUAUAAAGAAGUAAAAGUAGGGGGCAAUCUGAGGUAUCUGUGGGUGGUACCAGACCCUAUGCGUAAAAGUCUUGUUGUACGGUUCCAUGAUUUGUCCGGACAUUUUGCUCUGGAUCGUACAGUCAAUAAAAUUAUGGAAAAGUAUUAUUUCCCACGAAUGCGGCGAUAUGUGAGAGUUCAUAUUAGCUGUUGUCCCGAAUGUGUUUUAACAAAAACACCACGAGGAAAACAACCUGGAACUCUUCACCCAAUCGAACCAGGAAGGCGUCCCUUUGAAGUCAUCAACAUGGAUCAUAUAGGACCGUUUGUGAAAUCAACAAAAGGGAAAAGGUAUGUUUUAGUGAUGAUUGAUAACCUGACUAAAUUUGUAAAAUUAUAUGCAGUAACAAGCUGUGGAACCGAAGGAGUGGUGAGCAGUUUACAACAGUUCAUAACUAUGUAUGGGAUCCCGAGACGUGUGAUCAGCGACAGAGGGACAGCGUUCACAGCAAAGGCAUUUGAAGAGUUUUGUUUGCAACAUGGGAUCAAACAUACGUUGAAUUCGGUGCGGCAUCCACAGUCAAACGGACAGGUAGAGCGAGUAAAUAGUACUCUAGUACCAGUAUUACAAGCCAACAUGGAGUCCGACCGAACAUGGGACAAGGAUCUGAUGAAUGUGGAACGACAAUUAAAUAAUGCUUAUAACAACACUAUUGAUGACACACCUUUUCAUGUUUUAUAUGGUUAUCUUCCCAGCUUUAACGACGGUGUACUAAGCAAUGCCACAACUAUGGAAGACUGGAAAGAUCCAACAAAAUUGCAAGACCAAAUAAGACAGCGAAUUGUACGAGAACAACAGAUGUGGAAAGAGAAGUAUGAUUCAAAACACUGUAAACCAGUUAUAUAUAAAAUUGGUGAUAUAGUGUUUAUCAGAAGACCAACGGAGGCAACUGGAGACUCCACCAAGCUUCAGAAUAAGUAUCGUGGUCCGAUGGUGGUAACCGAGGCCUUGAGUAAUGGAGUAUAUCGAGUAGCAGCAUUAAGAACCACAGAAGGAAGAAGAUACGCUACAAUGGUACAUGUAUCUCACAUUAAAGGAUACUACUUACCAUCAGCGGUUGAAGAUGAUCCAACAUUCAGCGACAAAGAGGAGAGUGAAGAUGAAGCAGACAUAUUAGUAGAGGAAAAAUCAACAACAACCAAGGAAAGUGCAGUAGGUCAAGGUGAAAGGAAACACCCCAAAAGAAUCACCAGACCACCGGAAUGGCAAAAACUUUAUAAAAUGUAA